UCGUGCAUUUAUCAUCCACUAACUCCAAUCCCCCCCACAAUUUGGACGUGGUCCCGGGGUUGGUCAGUUUUCCUCAAUUGAUAAAUCCCUAAUGCGCCAAUCUGCCCUCGGUGAUGGAGGCGCGAAUUUAGUUGAGUUAUGACCGUGGCACCGUGCAGUCUUAGCGAACGUGUUGUAGUGUACAAACGCCGCACCGAAGCGACGGUUAAAGUUCCGAACGUGAUUGUAUGCUGAAUCUCCAUUAGUAUAGCUGUAAAAUAAGGAUCUCAUUCUCGUACUAGAGGGCAAGAAGAGUCUCCAGUGCGAAACAAUCCCGGAACAUAGUUUGAAUCGUACGAUCGUUGAUGCGGUUGAGUAAUAUCUCUAUUGGACUUUUCACAAAAUUCCGACGAAGAUCCUGUGUGAUCGUGUGUUGAAUUGGACCCUCGAACAAGCUGCCCAGUCUUUGCCGAUCGCACACGAGUUCAUUAAUUUGCUGAUCCUAAACGUUAUCUGAAUCACGGGAAGCAAUUUGAGGGAAAUUGGCUCCACUUACUGUUAGUCGGGUCUUCAAGGCGCACCGUCGGGCAAAAGCGCUUCACCGCCAGCUUGGAUGCGCACACCACCACGCAGUGAAUCGCGCAAAGUUGAUCGAUUUGGCUCGCUCGCGUUCGUUUCCGUGCGGACUGUUGGUCACCGGUAGUCACCGGAAGAAUGAUCAUCCGCUUAUCGUUCUAACUUCCCCUUCUCCCCUUGCCGUUUCUCCACGAAUCCCCAUCUCCCAUUGUACGACUGGCCAGAACAGAGAGUGGCAGUGGCACGUGAUGUCGUGGUUGAUUGCUAAUGGCGUAAGUCUCUGUUAUGUUGAAAGGGAAGAUGAAACGGUGGGCGGAAUGGUCAUAGAACGACGUCAGUGUGCAAGCGCCUGUCAUUUGAAUACAUUUUGACAAAUGAAAAUGAAAAAUGCAAAUUAGGCCAAUAACUGAUGCCACUUGGGGCAGCGAAUGAGGCUUAUGAUUUGGCUUCUGUUGUGUUUUGCGUGUAUUGUGACAGCUUUUGGGUCAGAAAAUGACAAAUUUAAACGGCGGUAAACUGUUUGUUUUCGGCUAAUGACCGACAAUUGUGUCGAAUGUACAUGAAAACUAAGCGGCCAACAUGCGUCGUCUCGUGCAGACUCUCGAGGCACAUUUGUUUUGCAAAAAAUCAAACAAUACUGCUAUUUUGGGAUGCGUGCUUUCCAUUGAUUCAAACAAGAACCGAUAGUUCUGCUCAUACGUUCAACAGUAUCCAAAUCUGGUGUUACAAUAGCUUUUGUUGAACUAAGUGCGCUUUUGUCAAUAAUUGAGUUUCUUCCUGCACUACUACCACCAUACAACCAAAACGAGGAGUGGUGAUGGCGGAAAAUUAGGCGAAAAACUCCCUACCAUCUAUGUGACAUACCUACACGCAUGCACGCUUCGCUCUCUAUCAGCCGGAUUUUGUACACGUUUCGAGUUGUAAUUAUGGGGCCCACCAGUGCAUGCAUAUAGGCAUCCGAUAAUCGUGGAAGUUAUUGCGGGGGGAAAAGUAAGGGAUGAGUUUUUUGCAAUCAUUGUUUGCUGGCCUAACCUUGGGAAGCAACGUGCCGGGUGCUAGUAUGCUUUAUGUGACUAAUUUAGUGGUAGUGAAAAUGAAAUGUAUGAUCAUUAACGGUAGGUUCCCCAUAAAUUACGUUCGCGAGAAGUUGACUACGGUUUGUUGAAGAUUCUUAAAUUAGUGCCUCGUAAUGAAGGCUACUUUUGGAGUGUAACCAGAGAGUGCGAGAGAUAAGAACAAUAGAAAAGCGACAAAUGUGUGUUGGCAGUGGGUGGUGGGGUUUGAAAAUUGGUGGGCGGCAUCUAACAAGCAUCGGUGGUUCAGUGGUAGAAUGCUCGCCUGCCACGCGGGCGGCCCGGGUUCGAUUCCCGGCCGAUGCAAUUCGAUAAUUGGUAUUCCUUUUUUGAUUCGUCACUACUAAACGGGUAUGAAUUAGAUCAAUUCUAAAGGACACAGUUGUAAUUAUAGAACCCAUUAUAUUUCAGGGUUUCAGCAAACGAGUUAAUAUUAGGCCACCGUACACGAUCGAUCGCUACAGGGGAUAAUUUUGUAGAAGAAUUGUUCCGCAUCCUCAUGAUCAGUCGAACCGCACCUCAAUGUAUGCGGGCAAGUAGGAGAAAAAGAUGCCACAAGCGUUUGAGAGGGGUGAGUGAGCAUUUAUGCCCCAUAACAUGUUCAUGAUAACCCGGAUGCCCUCAAUUAAGCUACCAUCUUUUCUUUAAGUAGACUCACGGCUCACGUUAACACAUAUGAUCAUGCGAUGUGUGCAAGUUACGGUAGUGUAAAUCUAAUAGUGUAAACACUAACGGGCUAUGAAGACAACCAGGUGCAAGUAGAAGAUCAAACCAGCAGAUGAUAGGGAAUGUUCAAUAUUUAUGUGUAGAAUGAAGACAAACAUGUUGAAGAACAAUGUAACAUUUGAAUGGAAAAUGGAACUGCGAAAAACAAAACAAAAUUCAAUCAUUUUAAAUCACUUCUCUAGUACUCUUGUGCUGGUAUUCAUUUUAACAAUGCAGUAAAUAUUUAUAUAUUUGUAUUGUUCGGCUGUUGUUGAUACCAGUUGAACGAAUGAAUGAGACACGGGGGAAAUUAUGGAGAACACCUAUGAACAUGACGUGGUUUUUUAGGUAGAAAAAAUGCCGCUUCUUUGACGUGGGAAGUCGCAUGGAAGAUGUACAGGUGUCAUUGGCGAUGUUACUUGAUGUGGUGACAGAUCGCAAACACACAAUGGAAGCAAAUACACAAGUUUCAACCACGACCACACACACGAUAGAACGAAGCGCAUAUUGCUAGCGCCGUCACGCGGUAUGCCUCUCGAUCAUGAGCGUGAAACGUGACUUGGUUGCAUUCUUUAGCCGGUAUGGUGCUGCUGCGGUAUCAUCACUGGUAAAUGCAUAACAGCUAAGGAGAAUUAUGUGGUGGGAACGUUCGAGCUCAAUGAUAUGGUGUGCAAUUCUUUCUGUUUUGAGCCAGAUUUCAUAACGGAAAAAGACAGAUGCUGACAAGCCCUCCCUCAUUCCAUCUCAGCAGAGGAUAGAAUGAAGGAUCUUAAGCCACAGAAUGGCCACGACAAAAAGGGGCCGACCGUGCUGGCAAAGGAAUCGCAAUCGGCCGGAUCGUCACUGCGGGAAAAGUAUCUCUACUUUAAGCGCAACAUAACCGUGGAACCGAUGCUGGCGUGCUACAUUAUGCCGAGCGUUCUGGCCGGCUUAGCGACGCAGAACCUUAACCUGGAAAAGGCGUGCCGCGUGAACUUGGCCUAUGGCGACGAGAUUUGCGAUGCACUAACCCGGCGCGAUACGGCCAACUAUACCCAUGAGGAAGAAAUGGUGCAGCAUCUGGUGGCUCGAAUGGCUGGUUGGAAAACGGUGCUCCAGAGUGCACUGCCCUGUCUCCUGAUCCUGUUCUGGGGUUCCUGGAGCGAUCGGCACGGUCGGCGAAAACCCUGCAUGCUGAUACCGAUCGUGGGUGAGUUUCUGACGGCGAUCGGGCUGAUUCUCUGCACGUACUUCGAGUCAGUACCGAUGGAGGUGGCCGGCAUCACGGAAGCCCUGUUUCCGGCCCUGACCGGCGGCUGGUUCACCAUGUUUAUGGGCGUCUUCAGCUACAUCGCGGACGUGACAACCACCGAGGAGCGUACGCUGCGAAUCGGUAUCGUGAACCUAUGCUUUUCGCUUGGCGUCCCCAUCGGUAUGGCCUUCAGUGGCAUCCUUUUGAAGCAGAUCGGCUUCUACGGUGUGUUUAGCAUCUCGGCCAGCCUCUACUUGGUGGCCUUCUUCUACGGGGCGUUCCUGGUGCCGGAAGUAAACAUUCUCAACGAAAAGGAACGACUGCGGGCCAGCGAGAAACGAAACCUGCUGACUGAUUUCUUUGAUCGCGAGCACGUCAUGGAGACGUUCCGGGUGGCGUUCAAGAUUGGCCAGCGUCAAAGGCGACUCCGCGUGAUCAUGCUCAUGAUCGUGGUGAUGGUCGUGAUCGGGCCACUGCACGGCGAAAUGGCGGUUAUCUAUUUGUUCACCCGAUACCGGUUCAACUGGAGCGAAGUGGAAUUUAGCUUCUUCUCUACGUAUGGCAUGCUGACGGGAUUGAUUGGGACCGUUUUCUCCGUAGGCGUUUUUUCUCAUCUGCUCAAGAUAGACGAUGCCCUGAUCGGUGUAAUGUCGUGCAUGUCGAAGAUACUGUCAAGCUUUGUGUACGCGUUUGCUGUCACCACCUGGCAGCUCUACCUUGGUCCGAUCGUAGAAAUGCUGAACGGCACGUCCUUCAUCUCGAUGCGCUCGAUUGCAUCGAAGCUGGUGGCAAGCGAUGAGCUGGGCAAGGUAAACUCACUCUUCGGUGUGGCUGAAGCGUUGAUGCCACUCGUUUACGCCCCAAUGUAUACUACGGUAUACUCCGCUACUAUUAACGUGCUUCCCGGGGCAUUCUUUUUGCUCGGCGGCGCUCUUACCUCACCGGCCGUGAUCAUCUUUCUUUGGAUGUAUCGUGUGCACAAGCGCGAAGCACGCGAGAUCGCGGAAGAAAAGCGCACCGAAGAUAAGCAUCGGCAGCUGGGCGAGUCAGCGGCAGUCGGUGAGGGCACUGGUGAUCGUGCAAUCACGAUCAGUAUUGGCGUAGCAAACGCAGCCUUCGAGAAUGAUGAGAAUGGUGGUGGCGGGAUCGGCAGCGACAAGGUGCCCCCUGCCAGCCACGUCGCAAAGCCAACGACCGCCAAUGGUGAUGAGCCAACCAAACUGUGAUAAGCAUGUGUCUGUUCCUGAUGGUAGAAUGUUCCUGGACCGGGGAACGCUCUUGGAAGGAAGUUAUAUGUUGUGCCUGUGUGUGUUUGUUUGUACAUAUAAUAAAAAAAACUACUGAUUAUAUUAU
Anopheles darlingi is the source of this 4917-nucleotide messenger RNA. RefSeq names its product solute carrier family 46 member 3-like. Bases 3093 to 4790 code for a protein of 565 amino acids. Gene Ontology annotation, cellular component: membrane. The transcript is spliced from 8 exons. Gene Ontology annotation, biological process: transmembrane transport. The record is from RefSeq and is a predicted model, not a curated record. Gene Ontology annotation, molecular function: transmembrane transporter activity. NCBI's taxonomy places the organism in Eukaryota, Metazoa, Arthropoda, Insecta, Diptera, Culicidae.